UUUGGUUGUUUUUUUUUUUUUUGAAUGUUCUCAAAGCAAAUAUCAGAAGUUUUACUGAUAUAUAUGGAAUCACUUUUAAUAUUUUUAGGAUUUUUUGGGGAACAUUUUUACUCAUUUUUAAAAAAUAUUUACAAGGAUUUUCUUACCUAAUUUGGGGGACUUUUUUUAAAAUAUUUUUUAAGGGAAACUUUUAAGGAACUGUUGGAAUUUUCUUCCUAAAAGUUUUGCAAAUUUACAGAAAUUUGGGUUUUUUUCCAGACAUGGAAACAAUAUUUUUUGGUGCUUAGUGAAUGUAAAGCAGUAGAUAAGAGUAAUUACCUGAGGCAUAAUAUACAUUUCCAGUCUAGCAGUUCAUAGGAUAACUGGAUUUAGGUGGUAAAUUUUGCCAAACCCUGAAAAUGUUUUAUUAUUCACUAAAAAUAACGUGUUUGUACGUGUUAACGUGUUCUUUUGUAUUUUAUUUUCCUUCAAAAUUCUAAUUAAUAGUAAUAAUUAUGUUUGUCCCAAGUCAUGUUAUUCCAAUAAAUUGUCACUAGGUGGCAGUAAUCAACUGUAAAUCUAUUGGUCACCUCAGUUUGUAGCUACGGUAGCCUCUUAGGAUCAGAAAGGAAAUUACUGCUAAAAAGGAACGAACCACUUCGUUCUCUAACGAAUAUUUACUACUUUUCGCAGCUCAGUAAUACCUUAAAACUGGCUGAAGCAACGUAAUACUCACACAAAGCGUCGUAUAAAUAAAAUACUAUGAUGUUAUGGCCACAGUUUGUCAAAUGAUGCUAAAAGGAUGUUUAAUGGAGCCAUCUAUGUGCUAAACGUUUUGCUAACUUUGGCUAGUUAGCCGCUGAGGUUAUGACAGAUGUGCACCCAGACAGCUCUGGAGGACACAAAUCAAAUCGGACAGUUGGCCAUCAUCGCUCACCGGAGACUCCAACAAGAGCGUGAGGCUUAAAGUGCUUUGACCAUCUAUUCACCUCAGCCAAGGUGGUUGUUUUCAGUCUCCACACUUUGUUUCCACAAAGUUUGACAUAUUCCUGUCUGAAAGCAGCACUCGACUCUAUAAAAGAGGUCAUCUACAGUAGUACUGCUGGCUGCUAGAGGCUCUUUAAUGAUUCAUGUCUUAACUUAAAAUCACAUUUAUUCUCAGAGUUGUUGUUGUGAAACAUUAAACGUAUGAUUGUGGAAUUUAAUAUAAAUUUCGGUGCAAAAUGGAUCUCAUACACGGGUUUCUGCCACCUUCAGGAAGUUCUUUGAGGUUUCAGCUUAAUUAAUGUGCUGUGAAUAUUAUUGUAGUCUGUUAUUUUAUAAUGGUAUUUGGUUCCAAUGACCUAGAUUAUAUCACAUUAUACAGUUUAUCCAUAAUCUGAGCAGCAGUUUGGAAUGAAAGGUCCAUUUGGAAACCAUGUCGCAGAUUAGUAUUUAAACUAUUUAAGUAUUUAUGCAGUUUCAAUAUAGAAAAAACCCAAUAUUAGUAUCAUCCUUUUAAAACACACUAAUCCACCAAAUCUUUGUUUAUUGUUUUCAAAUCACUUUCAAAGUUUCCGCUAUUAUCAGCUUUACAGUUUCCACAGAGCUCUGACCCAUAAUGUUUUGCUGCUGCCAAGAAAAUUCUGAUUGUUUUGGUGACUUCGCCGUCAUAAAUCAAAGUAAUCCACUGGAUCCUCAGUGUCUUGGGUGCUGAGAGUGCAUGAAGACUCUUGUGUUCACUCUUGGAGCCAACAGCAGAACAUUUGGUGCAUUUUGUUCAUUGCUGAGACAUUUCAGGGUCAGCAGAAGCAGAUUUGGCAAAUACCUGAUGGACUGUGACGCAGCUGCAUGGCUCACUGCACGGAAUGACCAGCGAGGCAACAAGAAUAUGCUCAUUUUUAGCUACACUACUAUUGGUUAGCCAGUUUUGCUUUGUUGUAAAGAUAUUAGACUGUCUAGUUAAGAAUGGGCUGGAGCAGGGGUGUCAAACAUGCGGCUCAUGGGCCAAAAUCGGCCCUCCAGAGGGUCCAAUCCGGCCCGCAGGAUGACUUUGUAAAGGAUAAAAAUUACAGAGAAGACAUUAACCGCAGAUUGUAAAAUUGUAAAACUAUAAAUUUAAAAUAAUUUCAAGAUGUUGACAAAUUGUUUUGAUCAUUAAGUUAAAUACUAGAUUGCUCAUUGUUCUUUUGUUGAUUUGUGUCACAUUUUUUGUAAUAGUUUGUCUUGUUUUUGUUUUUUUGACUGCCUUUGUUCGUUUGUCUCAUGUUUUUGUCAUUUUAUUUCUUUUUUUUAAUCAUUUUGUGUUUCCUUUUUGCCUCGCUUGUGUUGUUUGCCUACUUUUUUAUCGUUUUGUUUCUCAUUUUUGGGAUAUUUUGUCGUAUUUUUGUUGGGGGUUUUUUUGUCUCUUUUUGUCUGACUUUUGACAUACUAUAUCAUUUAGUUCCAGAUACCUGUGACUAAACGUUUUGUGUUUGUAGAUAAACUGUGAUCUGUAUGUUGUAAUGAGUAAAUGAUAAACUUAUUUUUCUUAAGAAAUUUCAGGUUGUUCAUAGUGUUUUGUGAAAAGAUAAUUAAUUCAAUGUGAACAUUUUCAGAAUAAACUUUUUUGCUCUAGAACAGGAACAAUUUGAAGUUGUGGUUAUUUAUGGGUUGUUAUGCUCUGAUUUUACUGGAAAUCAAACUGGACUGAAUGUGUCUCCUGAACUAAAAUGAAUUUGACACCCCUGGGCUGGAGGAAUGGCAGAAGUGAACACAUUCAUAUUGUUACAGCUUUUAUUUUACUUCCCCAAGCUUUUAAAACAUGGAAAAUGUAAUAAAAAUAGAUUUUUACCAUAUGAGACCUUUAAAGUGGAGGAGUUUAUCAUCUAAUUCAAAAAAAUAAAUCCAUCAUUAAAGUGAGUAGAUGCCACGUGAACAUUCAAAUAGUUUAUUUCUCCCCAAAAUGAGUCACAGAACAGUAAAUCACGACCGUAUGGGACACUAAAUAAGAAAAGUUGAUCCACAGGAGAAUACUUGAAAGGAACACUGAAAUGUCACCUGGUCUCUGAAUUCUAUGGUCUGCUUUGCGUAAUUCCCUCAGAAUGCAGAAAAGGAACAAAGCAGUGCGUAAAAAGUCACCUGAAUUUCUGAAAAUGAAGAGUUUGACUCUCCAAAAUCCCCCAGUUCUCAACGUCUUGUGCUCCCCCUUGUGCGCUUCCAGUCAUAUGACCCAUUCGGCACCAGAGAGGCGUUCCGCUCACGAACUGCAAGCUCAGCAAGGAGGAGGCAGCCUCCACGUUCUAGCGGACGGAUCCAACUUGGUGGGACACUUCCGAUACCUUUUAGGUCCCUCAGAAGUUACUGAACUGCAGCUUUCGUGCGGAACUGAAUCCCCUGGUGCUGAUUUGCAUGUUUUUUUCUGCGGUGAAUAAAAAAGCCCCCUCGCGUGUAUUGCAGCUGCAGGAUAUUUAAAGUUUUUUUUUCCAGCCUGAGGGAGAAAAUUGUUGUGGGGCUUCUAGAUUAGUUUGCAUUUGGCAUCCUUUUCCUGUAACCAGACACGACGCGUUGUGGCUAAGCGGAGUCUGGCACACUUUUACGCGCUUUAUCGUUUUUGCGCAUCACCAAGCGGAGCGCAAGGAUCUCGUUUUCUAAACUCCACUGCAAAAAACUGCCACAUUAACCAAGGAUUUCGCCCUGAAAAGAUCCCGAAACAACCCGAGCUGUAUCUCCUCGUUUGCAGUAAAAACCACGUCAUUCUGUCAGACAGCUCCCCCUCCUUUUCCUCCCUGCUGGAGCAACAUCCACAGCUUAGGAAGCAACUGGGUGAAGAUUUUUUUUUCUGGAUCCCAAUCAUGAUGACCGGAUUUCGGCUCAACUUGUCGCCCCUGAAGGAGCCUCUGGGCUUCGUUAAACUGGUGGAGUGGCUCACAGCCAUAUUUGCUUUUGGAACCUGUGGUGGAUUCUCUGGGAGGAACAUCGUAUCUCUCUUCUGUGGAGAUGGCAGGAACGAAACGCUCAACGCCAACUUUAACUACCCGUUCAGGUUGAGCGAUGUCCCGCUCAUCAAUGAAAACACCACUCUUUGUAACCGCUCCGUCGCCACCACACACAUGGUGGGAGACUCGACCUCCUCAGCGGAGUUCUUUGUGGGCGUCGGUAUCAUCUGCUUCCUGUACAGCAUGGCGGCUCUGCUGGUUUAUUUGGGCUACAUGCACGUCUACAAGGACUCUGAUUUUGGACCUAUUUUUGACUUUGCGAUCACAGCAAUCCUGGUCUUCCUGUGGCUGGUGUGUUCAUCCGCCUGGGCAAAGGGCCUGCAGAACGUGAAGGACGCCACGGACACUGAAGGCAUCAGCGGCACGUUGGCGCUCUGCAAAGGCAACAACGUCACCUGUGAGGUCACGGAGUUCGCCAGCAUGCGAGCCCUCAACAUCUCAGUGGUGUUUGGCUUCCUCAACAUGUUUAUUUGGGCGGGUAACGCCUGGUUUGUGUACAAGGAGACUCGUUGGCAUGCCCAGAAAUUCUCCCAUCCUGGACCAGCAAGGCAGCAGGUCCCUGCACCGAUCUAACAUCCAUACGGGAAGACAUACUAAACAAACAAUGCACGCACCGAAAAACACACUUCCAGUACACACUCAACUAUGCAUACAUGUUUACGUAUAUGCAUACACAAAUGUGCAUGAAAGCAUUUUUAAACAUACAUGCACACAAAAAAUGCUCAGUGAAGACAGAUAAAAUGAAGGAUAGAUUCAUUGAUCAUACAUUGAACUGUUGUUUUGCUUGAUUUGGACCCAAUUAUUGGCAUUUUGUGACCUAGAAUGACUUGAUGUCCCGUCAUUCUUUGCACAUUUGUACAGUUCUGAAGGAAAUGUACAUACAAAUACCAAUAAAAUAUUCCUCUGUGGAAAUAAGUAGGACCAAGUAGGCAGAAGAUGCUGUCCCACUUGAUGUUUAAUGUGCCUUUAUUUUUUUUCCUGUUACACAAACUACAACAACACCAAUGCAAUUAGGAUGCCAAAUACUUUUGAACAUUUCUUAUGCUUUAGGAAAUGUCUAGAUUUAGAUUUUAUAACAGUUUUGUGUCUUGUUUUUUUUUAGGAAUUUUACACUUUUAAUUCCAUUUUCUGCUUGAGUUUAACACACUUAAUUCAAUACAGAUGAGUGUAAGGUACUCUAAACUUAUUCUCUAUGACGUCAGACUUACAUUUUUAGUGAGGAGAAGGUAAUUCGAGGUUUUCAGGGUAACACAGAGAGGAGUACUAUUAACUGUGAGGCAUCAUUUGACUUUUUUUUUCUCUGUUCCAUUUUAUUUUCAUGGAUUUUUUAAGUAUUUUUAUGCCUAAAGAAGCAAGUGGAUCGCUCAAAUAUUCUUUCAUUUCUAUUAAUUGGCUCUCUCACAGUUAAACCAUUCACCCUCUACUGGUAGAAAUCAGAUAUUGCGAAUUUCAACUUAGAAACUAAACUCGAAAGUGUCUAAAGAGUCUCUUUUCUUGUCGUGUAUUGAUAAAAAUGCAUGUGUGAAAGCUUUUCUUCUUGCAGGUUUUCUGAUUUAGCUCAUUUUUGAAGCUUCCACGUAUUGAAGACUCUGCAAAGUGCCUCCAGCUUAAAUCUCGAGAAUGUACUUUGUGCAUUUAAUGUUUGAUGUUUUUGUUAUUCAUUCACACGUGGUGCUUCAUGUGAUUUUAUAAAGUCCUUUAUAGCUCUGUGAAUGUCAUUCCAUGAAGAGUUUGCUUCUAUGUUAGUCCAGGAAAUCAUCUUCUUCCAAGGUACCAGUUUGCAGAUGGAUCCUUUUGUCAUCAUCUUGAAUGUAUGAGUAACAUCCUAUUUACUAUUUAAUUGUAAUUUUCACUUUUUUCAUAACCGAAAGAUAUUCUGCCAAAUCUUUUUCUCCUCUGUUCGAGCUUGUUUCAUAUCUCCAUGUGAUGCUAAAUCAAUUAUUUUGUUGUUGUUCCAUUCAGAACAUCUUGUUCUCCAUUAUCUGCUUUUUUUUUUACUAUUUUUAUUUUAUAAUCCAUCACGAGACACACAAACGAUGAGCUGGUUUUGUGUUUUUAGGAACUGUUUUUCACUUUUAGUAUAUGCAGAUUGUUAGGCUGAGUAAUGUGAUUCUGUUUUCUUUGUUUGUCUGUUGGGUUUUGAUAUAUUAGUAAUGUAAGAUGAUGUAAAUUCCUUUAACCUUAUCCAUAAACAAAGUUAAAUGAAGCGUCCAGUGAGUGUGUGCGUGGUGUACUGGUUAUACCUCCACACUGCUGCAAACAUCAUCCGACCAGCUACAGCUUUCUAAUGAUUCCUAUGCAUUUAACCUGCCUAAAUGUCUUAUUCAAGAGAGAUAUGCACUCAGUGACAUGCACAAAUCCAAUGUAUUUUUUGUUUUUUUUUCAAUAAAAGCGAAUGAUUUUUU
Molecule: messenger RNA, 6340 nt
Organism: Acanthochromis polyacanthus (spiny chromis)
Lineage: Eukaryota; Metazoa; Chordata; Actinopteri; Pomacentridae
Gene: sypl1
Product: synaptophysin-like 1
Exons: 7
Coding region: 3792-4508 (238 amino acids)
Cellular component (GO): synaptic vesicle; synaptic vesicle membrane
Source: RefSeq, a predicted model, not a curated record